This is a messenger RNA of Closterium sp. NIES-65, 4443 nucleotides long. The record is from the annotation of a GenBank genome assembly. NCBI's taxonomy places the organism in Eukaryota, Viridiplantae, Streptophyta, Zygnematophyceae, Desmidiales, Closteriaceae.
AUGCUAGACGUUAAGUACUGGGACGUGAACAUGCUUGCAGGUUCAGUUACCGACCCAGCCAAGACUUUAGGCGUAGACGGGAAAGUAGUAACCGUGAAAGCCGGCGCGACUGCCGCUAUAGGGCUUCCGCCAGGCGCCGUGGCCACUGUUCCUGUUGGUUCUAGCGCAAAUGGCGCCGGAAAUCCCGUGGGAACCAUGGCGGGAGGCGGAGUGAUCAUUCCUGACGUGGAUCCGGAGAAGGAGGGCGAGGCUGAGGUGAAGAUAACGAACAAGCUGCGGCGCGAUGCGUUCCUGGUGUUCCGCGCGCUGUGCAAGCUGUCUAUGAAGGCUCCCCCCGGCGGAGGGGGUGGUGGAUCCGUUCGCUGUGCGCGGCAAGGCCGAAAUCGGCGUCUUCUUCCCCAUGAUCGUGCUGCGCGUGCUGGAAAAACGUUGCCCACGUCCAAUUUCCAGCAGAAGAUGAUCGUGCUGAGGUUCCUGGAGAGGCUCUGCGUGGAUCCGCAGAUUCUGGUGGAUAUCUUUGCCAACUAUGACUGCGACGUGAGUCCACUGUCCAGCAUCUUCGAACGGACUGGGGUGUUGCCUGUUGCGAAGUCAGAGGAGGCUUUGGAGGAGGAGGCGCUUGGGGGGAUGCCUGCCGGCUGGGAAGCCGACUUCCUGAAGAACAACCGUGGAAUCGACGACGGGAAGGACAUACCAGAGGAGUUUCUGGGCGGGCUGUACGACCGCAUCACACGGAACGAGAUCAAGAUGAAGCCGGAGAGCCUGGGGCCCGGAGGAGUGGUGUCCAAGGCUGCACUGGAGACAAGUGAUGAGGUGGUGAAGCACAUGCAGGAGCAGUUCCGUGCCAAGGCGGGCAAGUCAGGCCUGGAGACGAGUGAUGAGGUGGUGAAGCACAUGCAGGAGCAGUUUCCGUGCCAAGGCGGGCAAGUCAGGGUGGAGCGUCAGUGUGUGAGAAGGUCAGUAGGUAAGCGUGGGUAUGUUUCCAGCAGCAGCAAGGUUGGGAGAACGAGCGACGAGGUGGUGAAGCACAUGCAGCAGCAGUUCCUUGCCAAGGCGGGCAAGUCAGACGUGCAGAUCAUCCGCCCCAUGGUCGACGUGGUGUGGGGCGCCCAUGCUAGCAACAGUGUCAUUCAUUCUGUGCACGUUUCCUCGCCCUUCUCCCUUGACUUGCCCACCCUCUCCCUCAGGUCGGUGUUUUACGCCGCCUCAGACGUGCAGAUCAUCCGCCCCAUGGUUGACGUGGUGUGGGCGCCCAUGCUAGCCGCGUUCUCCGUGCCCCUGGAGACCACGGAGGAGGAUGCUAUGCAACGCGAUGCGUUUGUGACGUCGCUGGCCAAGUUCACGUCGCUGCACUCCGCAGCAGACAUCAAGCAGAAGAACGUGGACGCCAUCAAGUCUCUCCUGCUGGUAGCAGAGGACGAUGGCAACUACCUGCAGGAACGCAGCCUGCUGCUGGUAGCAGAGGACGAUGGCAACUACCUGCAGGAUGCGUGGGAGCUUGGCUCACGUGUGUGGUCAUGCUACGAGCACCUCCACCUCAUCGGCGAGGGCGCCCCCACCGACCUCCCACUUCUUCUCUGCCGAGCUGCAGCUCCCCACUCUCUCAAACACCACCCUCCCCCAACCUUCGCCCUCUCAUCCCUUCCACUUCGUCCCUCCCCUUUCUGCACUCCUUCCCAACCCCCCACCACACUCAUUCCCCUCCAUACAGAGCCUGCUGCUAGUAGCGGAGGACGAUGGCAACUACCUGCAGGACGCGUGGGAGCACGGCUCACGUGCGUGGUCGCGCUACGAGCACCUCCACCUCAUCGGCGAGGGCGCCCCCCACCGACUCCCACUUCUUCUCCGCCGCGCCGAGUCUCCCCCCGCUCACACCAGCAGCAGCGCCCGCAGCCGCUGGAUCCCCAGGGGGAAGAGGGGCGGAGGGAGGGGGGUGGCAGCGUCGGUGUAUGGGGGGCGGGGAGGGGCGUGGGGUGGUUGGGGGGGGCAGAGGGAUGCUGGGACGCCGCGGGGGAGGUGCGGGGACGCUGGGAACGCCGCGGGGGCAGGCAAAGAGGGUUUGGCGAGGGAGGCGAGGCUCCUGCCUGGAAGAAUGUAACUGGGAAGCUGCACCAGGUGGAGAAGCUAGUGAGGCGAGGGUCAUACGACCCACAGGGGAUGAUCGCCGGAGGACCCACAGGGGUGGGCGUGGGCGUGUCCCUCUCGCACCUCUCCCCCGACCAGGGUGCAGCUGUUGGUCCCUAUCCUAGGCCUACUGGAGCAGGUGGGGUCCAGCUGCUGGUGGCUAACCUGGGUCUGCUGGAGCCGGUGGGGGUGCAGCUGCUGGUGGCUAACCUGUGUCUGCUGGAGCAGGUGCAGCUGCUGGUGGCUAACCUGUGUCUGCUGGAGCAGGUGCAGCUGCUGGUGGCUAACCUGUGUCUGCUGGAGCAGGUGGGGUGCAGCUGCUGGUGGCUAACCUGGGUCUGCUGGAGCAGGUGGGAUCGGGACGAGGUAUCGCGACUCUUCUCCCGCAGCGAGCGCCUCAACGGGCAGGCGAUCGUGGAGUUCGUGAAAGCCCUCUGCAAGGUUUCUCUGGAGGAGCUGCGCUCGCCCACGGAGCCCAGAAGACAAUACCUCAACGGGCAGGAGAUAGUGGAGUUCGUGAAAGCCCUCUGCAAGGUGUCUCUGGAGGAGCUGCGCUCGCCCACGGAACCGAGAGUCUUCUCCCUGACCAAGAUUGUCGAGAUUGCCCACUUCAACAUGAGCCGCAUUCGGCUCGUCUGGUCGCGAAUCUGGGCUGUGCUGGCAGACUACUUCGUGACGGUGGGAUGCAUGCCCAACCUCUCAGUGGCCAUGUAUGCCAUUGACAGCCUGCGCCAGCUGGCCAUGAAGUUCCUGGAGCGCGAGGAGCUGAGCAACUACAACUUCCAGAACGAGUUCCUCAAGCCGUUUGUGGUUGUGAUGAGGCGCACUGCGAGCGUGGAGAUCCGGGAGCUGAUUAUUCGCUGCGUGUCGCAGAUGGUGUUUGCGCGCGUGGGGAACGUCAAGUCCGGCUGGAAAAUCAUGUUCAUGGUGUUCACCACAGCAGCCACGGACGACAACAAGAACAUCGUCCUUCUCGCCUUCGAGACAAUUGAGAAGGUCGUGCGGGAGUACUUCCCCUACAUCACCGAAACCGAGACCACCACCUUCACCGACUGCGUCAACUGCCUCAUUGCGUUCACCAACUCGCGCUUCAAUAAAGACGUCUCCCUUAACGCCAUAGCCUUCCUGCGAUUCUGCGCACUGAAACUCGCCGAGGGGGAUCUGGGGGCGAGUGCACUGGAGAGGGAGAAGGGGCUGAGUCCCUCUCAGGUGUCACACCUGCCGGGGCACCCGGAUGGGGAGGAGUUUACCGACAAAGAUGAUCACCUCUACUUCUGGUUCCCGCUACUUGCUGGUCUGUCCGAGCUGACCUUUGACCCGCGGCCAGACAUCCGCAAGAGUGCCUUAGAGGUCCUCUUCGACACCCUCCGCUUCCACGGCCACAUGUUCUCCGCCGCCCUCUGGGAGCGCGUCUUCGAGUCCGUCCUCUUCCCCAUCUUUGAUUAUGUUCGCCGGGCCUCCGAACCCCAGCACGGCGAGCCCGGUGGGAUGAUGCUCGGAGCCAAGAGAGGAGGCAGGGGAGGAGGAGGAGGGGAAGGAGGAGGAGGAGGUAAAGGAGGGAAGGGAGAGGCGGGAGGGGUGCUUGGAGGAGGGAGAGGGGGAGAGGGAGCAGGAGGAGGAGUGGACGUGCCGAUUCACAAGCACUCGCAUCACAAGGGCGCGCCGCUCUCCCGCCACCCGUCCACGUCAGAAGACGAGCGGCUCCGGGCGGCGAGAAGCGGCAGUCCCGAUCCGGCAUCCGAACUCGAGAUGGAUGCAUGGCUGUAUGAAACCUGCACUUUAGCGCUUCAGCUCGUAGUGGAUCUCUUUGUGAAGUUUUACAGUAAAGUGAGCCCGCUUCUAGGGAAGAUUCUCGCGCUCCUGACGUCAUUUAUUCGCCGGCCGCACCAGAGCCUAGCAGCGAUUGGCGUGGCGGCGUUUGUGAGGCUCAUGAGCAACGCUGGAGGUCUGUUUUCCGAGGAGAAGUGGGAUGAGGUGCUGACAGCACUUAAGGAAACAACAGGGACGACCCUUCCUGACCUGGCUGGGGUGGUGAAGGCUGCAGAUUUGGAGGACGAGGAGGAGAGGGAGAUGGAGCGGCAGCAGCAGAUUAAGGAAGCCAGGAGGUUUGAUUUCACGAGGGAUGAGGACGAGGAGGAGCAGAAGCAGCAGCAUCAACAGCUGGCUGCAGCGGUUGCAGAGGCAGUCGGUGCUGCUGCAGGUGGUGGUGGUGUGGAUGGGGGAGAGGAGGAGGGAGUGGAAGUUAAGAGGCCGAUGACCUUGGCAGAAGCUGUGGCGGAUGUGCGGUGCAAGAUUGCAGUGCAGCUGUUGCUGGUGCAG